Molecule: messenger RNA, 2180 nt
Organism: Glycine soja
Lineage: Eukaryota; Viridiplantae; Streptophyta; Magnoliopsida; Fabales; Fabaceae
Product: UPF0481 protein At3g47200-like
Exons: 3
Coding region: 186-1697 (503 amino acids)
Source: RefSeq, a predicted model, not a curated record
CAUGCCUUCAUAAUUUAAAUAAAGUGACAUUAAGUCUUCGUCAGUCAUACUUUUGGCCAACAUAAAAGCACAGAAACCAAGCAUAUUCAUGGAGAAAGGUGGCACCUACUGAAGAGAAACCUGAAACUCCAGUUAAUUUCUCCAACGAACAGGGACUUGAAUUAAGUUGGGUUGCUGCAGCAAAAAUGGCACAUUCUAACAACAGUUGUUCAUUAUCUGAAACCGAAUAUGAGAUGGUGAAACACAUCAUCGACAUUCCAGACCUAGAGGAGCUAAGGUUGUCGGAGUGCAGCAUCUACAAGGUUCAUUACAAUCUCCGAAAAGUGAACGAGGAAGCCUACACCCCUCAGUGGAUCUCAAUAGGCCCAAUUCACCUCGACAAGCAAGAACUCAAUCCAAUGCAAGAGCACAAGAAAAGGUAUUUCCACUGUUUCUGGGAGCGUGUCUCCAACGAACAAGCCAUGAGGAACUUCAAACACCACCUCGAAACGAAAGAAGACCACAUUCGACAUUGCUACGCCGACAAAUUCCCCGACAUACCCAAAGAGAAGUUCGUGGACAUGUUGCUGUUGGAUGCUGUGUUCAUCAUGGAGCUCUUGCUGAGAAACUGUGAGUGGAAAUCAAACAGUUUCAAGCAUGAGCAUGAGUACAAGCAUACCAAAUCGUUUCGAGUGCGACACAGCGACGAUCUCAUCUUGACACAGUCAUGGCUCAGCAGGAACAUCACUAGGGACAUGAUCCUUAUAGAGAAUCAAAUACCCUUUUUUGUGCUGCAGAAACUCUAUGAUGAUGUUGUCCCUGGUGACAACAAGAAGGAGGAACACACUGCAGGGUUUGUUGAUCUUGCUAUUGAGUACUUUGCUUUCUAUGACACCCAAAUGUCUUCUUCUGAUGAAACCAAACGUGUUCUUGACAAGAACCAGUCGAGGAAAAACUACUUCAGUGGCGCUAUUCGAAGUUCCAAGAGACCUUACAGUAAGUCCAAGAGCAAAGAUAGGUAUAGCAAGAGUGCAAAACACUUUACCGAUCUGAUAAGGUACUUUUACCUUCCCAGUGAUUGGGUGCGCAACAGUGGUUGUGCCCUUCAUGUCUUAAGAACCGCAACAAAGUUGCAAGACUCAGGAGUGAGCUUUGAGAAAGAUGUGGAGAGAAGGUUGCUAGACUUAACCUUUGAGAAGAAGCCAAUUCUGAGUUCCUUUCUUUGCUUUGGUUGCUUGCCAUACUUGAAACACUUCAAGGCACGUUUUAGGAUCCCCCAGUUGAAGGUGGACCACACAACCGAAUGUGUGUUCAGGAACCUCAUUGCCUUUGAGCAGUGUCACUACCCUGAGAAACCCUACAUUUGCAACUACGUUUCUUUGAUUGAUUCUCUUAUUCACACUCAGCUUGAUGUGGAGUUGCUUGUUGAAAAAGAAGUGAUUGUGCAUGAACUUGGGAGUGAUAAGGAAGUGGCGGUUCUUGUUAAUGGUCUAAGCAAACACGUGGUGGCGAACACAACGUGUUACUACGAGACGAUAAAUGAACUCAACAAGCAUUACCAGAACAUUUGGAACCGUACCAUGGCGGCGUUGUGGUUGGUGUACUUCAGAGACCCUUGGAGGGCAAGUUCCACCAUGGUGGGGAUUGUUGUGCUCGUUUUUGCUGUGUUCCAAUUCAUACGCGCUGCGCGUGCAGUGUUAGGGUAUGAUAAAUUUUAGAUACAAUUAUUUAGGUUUUGUUUGCGUUGUUAUUCGAAUAGAAUUGAUAUUUUACUUCGAUAAUUCACGUUUUUAUAAACUAUCGAAGUGAAACUCUAAUUCUAGUUUGAAAACAACUCAAACAUUGCUUAAAGAAAUUGUAUCUUAGUUUCGUAUUUAUUUAAUACUUCAUCAUAAUAUAUAUAUAUAUAUAUAUAUAUAUAUAUAUAUAUAUAUAUAUAUAUAUAUAUAUAAAUGGGGUUUUUUCUUGCAUGGGUAAUGAAUGAGCAGUGUGUCAAUAUAUAGCGAAUAUAAUCUCAUCGAUCAAUGCAACUAAUAAUGGAAUGAGUCCUGAAUUGUUAUGAUGCCACUAAUAAUUAAACUCUGUUGCGACUUUUGUAAGAGAAAAUGUGUCGGCACCCUUGGGAGGAGUUAUAUAUAUGUUAGAAAUGCACAUGCAUAUUUUUGAAAAGGGUCGUAUUAAUAAACAUGUAUUCUAUUUUA